Populus euphratica (Euphrates poplar) is the source of this 1448-nucleotide messenger RNA. RefSeq names its product tether containing UBX domain for GLUT4-like. Gene Ontology annotation, molecular function: ATPase binding. Bases 435 to 1187 code for a protein of 250 amino acids. Gene Ontology annotation, biological process: protein-containing complex disassembly. The record is from RefSeq and is a predicted model, not a curated record. The transcript is spliced from 2 exons. Lineage: Eukaryota; Viridiplantae; Streptophyta; Magnoliopsida; Malpighiales; Salicaceae.
UAACUGGAUGAUCGUUUACUUUUAAGUUAACCAGUUAGGGGUUUUUGUCAACCAUUACUGUUAGGGUUUCAAAUUUUGUUUUGAUUUGAGAUUUCAGUUUUCAUUGCCAUGCUUUUAAUUUCAUGAUCUGGCUUUUAAUUCAUCAGAUUAUGGUUUUAGGAUUCAAGGAUUAUACUUACUGUUAUGGUUGCAUCUGCUUUCUGUUAAGCUUCAUUGUUCUUGUAAUGCUCCGACGUUCUUUUUUUUUUAUUCGCUUGAAAUUUCAUCGUACAAGGUUCUGUUUUGCUAAUUCUGUUAUAAAUCAAGUUUGCGAAAGAAAAAAAGUUAUUUUUUGUAGUUUGUGUUUUUAUCCUUUUUGGCCAGUGGGAGUUUAAAGUAACAGUGGUUCUAUAUUGGUCAAGACUGUGUCUGUAUUGGAUUCCCUGAAUGCACUGAUGAUUGUGGAUGGUUCUUCCCCUUUGCAUCUAAAGAGAAGAAGAUUUGCCACUGUUGAUACCAUGGAAGCUGAAGCAGCUAAGGCCAAGUUUGCAGCUAUUAAAGAGAAGUUUGGGCGUGAUAUCCGGGUGUUUGAAACAUCGGGAGUCUCGUCAUCACUGACUCAAGUGUCCAAUGAUGAUGAGAGGGAUGAUUUUUACGAGUUCACUGCUGAUGAUUAUUAUAGACUGCAGGCUGCAAAGAAGGCAGAUAAACAUUUAAAGACGAAAAAGAUUCGAGAAGCGGAAGUUGCUGCUCACAGGUCAAGAAUAACCAAGACUACAAUCAGGGUUCGUUUUCCUGAUAAUCAUACAUUGGAGGUGGUAUUUCAUCCAUCUGAAAAGAUUCAGAGCUUAUUUGAUCUUCUCUCUAGAAUGGUUGCUCAACCGGAAGUACCUUUUUAUCUGUACACUACUCCUCCAAAGAAGCAAAUCAAAGACAUGUCACAGGAUUUUUACUCUGCUGGUCUUAUUCCUGGUGCAAUCGUUUAUUUUUCAUAUGAUAUGCCAAAUCAAGAGGAUAAUGAAGCUGUCAAUUCUGGUCCCUUCCUUCGAGAAGAGGUUAUGUCUUUGAAAGGUUUGGAUGUUAUGCCAGAGCCAGUAGAGCCGAUCCAUGCUACUCCAGAACCUGUGACAACAGCUCCUCCUCCAGUUCCACAAGAGCCCAAGGCUGCUGGGAAAAAACCUGUCAAGCCAAAGUGGCUUAAAAUGUGAUCCGACAAACUCUUCUAGUCAAGGUUCAGCAUGCGAAUAUAACUCUGUCAGAUAGAAGCAUGCUUAUAAGGUAACUUAUAGGACAUCCUAGGAGGAAGUCUUUCACAAUGAAUUUGUUCUAAAGCUGUAACAGUUCCAGAGGAACGCUCUCCUUUUCUUUUGACAACUCGUAUUUUUAUAGCUUAUUACUUAUAAUUAUGUGAAUACCAAUCCACUGUAAGAAAAAGAAAGGGAAGGAAUGGCUUCUUGUUUUAUCUUUAA